Molecule: messenger RNA, 3013 nt
Organism: Ectocarpus siliculosus
Lineage: Eukaryota; Phaeophyceae; Ectocarpales; Ectocarpaceae
Source: the annotation of a GenBank genome assembly
AUGCGGUGGCGGGGUACGUCAGCGACGGUGCCGCUAGCGACGUUUCAGCUCCCGGGGAGCCCGCGGCCGCCGCCCCCGGGCGACAAGUCCAGGGCUCUCGCCGGCCUAGGCCUGUCCGCGUCCAAGGGCGGGGGAACUUUCUCCGGAUCCUACCAACGGCUGCCGUCGUGGGGGGGCGACGACGAAGAGGUUGGCGGUGGCGGCGGCGGCGGCGGCGGCGGGAGCGAUGGUGGCGACGUUCCUCGUUCGUUGUCCAUCAACAGCGACGGCGGCGGGUUCGGGGCCGGUACUAGGUCGCUCUCGGUCAACAGCGAUGCCGCGGCUACAGCUCGUUCGACGGAGCUGGGUCCCGCCAUCAAGCGCCGUGCCCCGGGGAAAACGAGCCGAGGCCUGGGAGCAUCGGGGGGGAGGGGUUCCGGGGGGCACAGCUGGUUCCUCUCGGCCAAAGACCGGCAGGUCUUGAAGCGGCGGACUAUCCUUUCCAGGAUCACCCCGAUCGUUCUCCUGUCGAGCUUCGUCGGAGACCUCGACCUCAUCACCGACUGGACGUUCCUGAAGUAUGGUUUGGCCGGGCAGGGGUUCUUGAUCCGCAAGCUGGCGCUGUUCUUCGCGAUCGUCGGGACUGUCAUGUGGGCCCUAUCCACGACCGAGUUCUCGCUCAUGAGCAAGCUCAAGAACAUGUGGAAGGGCAACCCCCUGAGCAGGCUCCAGCACGUGGGUCUCGGGUGGCAGCUCCUGGCCAACGUGUUCCUCGAGGACGUGCCACAGUUCAUCAUCACCGUCAUCACCCGCCCCACCUCGGUCACCGGCGUGCUCAACCUCUGCGCUUCCGGCCUCUCCCUGUGCGCCAAGAUCGUCCACGGCUACUCCAGCCAGAGGGCCCCCUCCCUGUCUACGCAAUUCAAGAUGAUCGACCAGGACCCCGCCGUCACGCGGAACCUGUUCAAGCUCAGGGAUGAGGCUAAGAAGAAGGCCAAGGCAGCGGAGAAACUGGUCUACCUCGCUUGGGCCAACAGGUGCUCGACCGGGGAGCAGAAGGCGGCGGCGGUGUUCCAGGUCCUCCAGAUGGACCCCACCUUCGUGGGCGGAGACCUGGAGUACAUGAGGGCCGAUCUCUUCUCGGGAUCAAGGCUUUACAUCACGGCAAGCAGCCUCACUGGGCCCAUUCCGUCGCAGGUCGGCGACAUGACCAUUCUGCGGGCGGUGGUCUUGUCCGGCAACCAACUGUCAGGCUGCAUCCCCACCGAACUCGGAAAGCUCGUCAACCUCAAGGAGCUAAAUUUGAGUGAGAACACCCUCAGCGGUCCAAUCCCUGUGGAGCUUACGAAACUCGGGGCGCUCAUGGUCCUGAAUCUGUCUACCAACGCUCUCACCGGGUCUAUCCCGGCGGGACUGUCGGAUCUGCAGCUGCUGACCACACUCAUGCUCGCGAAGAACCGGCUUACCGGGGAAAUCCCUUGCGAGCUGGGCGGUCUCCCGGCCCUUCAGAAACUGGACCUCAGCCAAAACCAGCUCACCGGCCCCAUCCCGGAAGAGCUUGGGGAGGGGCUCAGCAACCUCCAAUCGAUGUCCGUCGGGAAGAACAAGCUCACAGGCAGCGUCCCUGAGUCCCUGCGGAGUCUUUCCCAGCUCAAGUCACUGGUCGUUGCGAGCAACAUGCUUACUGGCGCGAAAGAGGCCGAGGCGGAUCUCAAGCCCGACCUGCACCCCGAGUGCGUCACCGACUUCCUUCCUCAAGAAGAACCGGAAGAGGAGGAGGAAGAAGAAGAAGAAGAAGAAGAGCUUCCGGAGGAAGUCGAAGGCGAGCUGGAAACCGAUCUCAUGUUGACGUAUUUUAUUAUGCUCAACAACUGUGGUUUCGAAGGCAGCUGGCAUCCUUGGAACUGAAGCUGGCCUUUUUCUCGAGUGAUGCUGAUUCUCAGAAGUUCCGCAAGUGCACCAGAGACUUUAAUAUUUCGUCGUUGUUGUCGUGCGGGUCUUUCGGUCUCGUUUAUUUUCUUUUGCUGCAGUGUUUGUCGUUUCUGUUUUUGUUGACGCCGUCUCUUUUUGGGCAACCAAGCCGGGCUCAAUGGGUACUGUAGAAUCCUUGAACGGCUUUUGCAAUGUUGCCGCUAAGCAUCGCCAACGCGGAAUUUAUACAGCGAUCGAAACAGUCCCCACAACGAACCAUCAACCGCCAGACCAUGAAUGGUAUGGUAUGUUUCCAUGGGUGGUACAAUGGGAAUAUGGGGUUUUGUGUGGUAUACGGUGUAUGGGUUUAUUUAGGUUGUGCGAGCCACCCCUGUCAGGCGUGGCGUCGCUCUGGAAUGGGGCGGAUAUAUGUGAGAUGAGAGCGGGAUGGAGGAUUUUCGAGGAAGAGAUUGGGACAUCGUGUGCUGCAAAGGGUGAUGUUGGCAACUAUGUAAGCCAGUGUUGUCUCGAAAAUGACACCUACCGCAAUAUCGGUACGUGUGUGUGCGUGCGAGGCCGUGGAUUGAGUGUUUUCGUCUGUGGAUUCGAGGGCGUAGAUUGCUGUCCGUCGUACUCUAUCCACGUUUGGUCCCUUCGCAUGCGGUAGGUGUGGUUGGAAAGCGCGAAAGGCCCUGCUUUUAGUGAUUUGUUGUAGUUGCGCCGUUCUCCCGUUGGCACGCAUUGUAUCGGGCAGCCGUUGGCGCUGUACGGGAUCGCACCAGGGCGUGCAUAUUUCUUGCAGUCUGCGGGCAAACUGUGGUACGUAGUUCUUUCCAAUCACGCCAGGCAACAGUUAUGGUUGUCAUUUAUGUCUUGAGUUCUCCUCCGGUACACCUUACCCUACAUGUAGAUACUGUCCUCCCGCCAUCGAGCUGUGUGCUCUUGGUCGUGGUGGUUCGGUUUGUGUUUCCCCUUGGGCAUUCGGCUGGGGGAGAUGUUCGUACUUAUGCUUGAUUUUCACCAAGCAGUUGUGUGAGGUGAUCGCAUGUACCAUCGUGUUUGCGUUGUUUUCCUGAUGCACCCGUUGUGAAAUCCCUGGUCGGGGGUCCCGUUCGAUGGGCGG